AUGAACAAUCAAGUUGUGGUGCUUGGGCUUGGGGAUGGCAAAUGCAGCAUCCCGGAAAUUACAGACGCAAACUCUGCCUGUGAGGAUGGCAUUUGUGUUGUGCAAAUGAAGACCAGCCAUCAGGUACACAUGCUACUGAAGAAACUAGAAGACGUCGAAGGCGUGAGUGCAUAUUCACUGAGUGAGUUUUAUGGAGCAAUAGCAGCAAAAGACAAGGAAUAUGUACCACUGAAAAGGUUUGACAAGAACGAGUUUGUUGACUUCCAGUUUUCUGGUGGCGAGCAGUUUAUUGUCCGCACCGACAGUGAAUUUUCGGUAUAUGAUCAGCAAAGCAAGGAGAUGACGAUUUUAAACAAUUUCAAGAUGGGAGGGAAGUGCAAUGCAAGCGAUGACGGUGUUUUUGUUGGUAUUUUCCAGGCAAAUGCUGUUGAAAUACGUGCAGGGCAACGUCUUGAAGUAUUAGGUGUGCUGCAUACCGACGGCGAUGUGAAGAGAAUUGCAUUUAGUCGGUGCAGUAGAUACCUAGCUGUGCACACAGUAAAGGGAGUUGAGCUAUGGGAUGUGAUGAAGAAUAUGUGCAUGCUAAAGAAGGCGUGUGAAUUGAGCAAUGAGUAUGGCGUGUAUGGGAAUGCGGUGUUUGACGAAGGGCUGAUGUAUCUUUCUCGAAGCACAGUAGUUUUUUCGCUUGAACUUGGAAGAGAAAUUGAAGCAAGCGAUAGGUACGCAGGCGUAAAGAGUGUGCAGCAAGAAAGGAACCAGAUAGUGGCAUUUAGCGAGGGAAGGGUGCAAAAGAUAGAGUACAAGAUGGAUGAAUACAGAUUCACGAAGACACAUGCAAACAUUGACGAGAUCAGGUUCUUUUUUGCAAAAAGCAGAUGCUUUGCACUUAUGGCCAAGAGCAUACAAAAGGAACGCAUAUACUUUCUAGAGUCAUAUGGACGAGAUGGAAUAACACAAACACAGUUAACGGGAAAUAUUGAGCAGGUUGCUGUGUCUGAUGGAUUCUUUGUAGUGGCUAACUCUGAGAAUGUGAUUUUUUUCUAUUCUCGAACAAAGUUUGGAUUCAAGCUUAUGAAGGAGGUCAGAAAGGAAGAUUGCGUUAUUCUUGCAUUACAGGACAACAUAUGCUGUGUGUAUGACACGGAUUCAGGAAACAUUGAGUUUUACGACAACAGCAAUCUAAGAACCACAUACACACACCAUCUGUGCACCGAAAUAGUGUGGUCAUACAGCGGACUCUAUGUGUGUUCAUGCUCAACAGGCAGCUGCUCAAGCGGACUGGUACAGGUUUUCAACCGAAACGGAAAGCUGCUUUGGAAAAAGGUAUUCAGUGGGCUUAUUCUAUUUGCCUGGAGGCCAUUUACAUGGAUUAGUGAGGAUGAGAAAGCAAAAGCGCUCAGUGAGUUUUCGGGGGAGAUCUCAAGUGAGAUCGACAGUGAUGGGGAAGAUGCAAGCAAGGAAGAGCUUCUUUUAAGGUGGAAGAAUUAUCUGCUGUCCAAAAGGCAAAUGGCAGCAAUGUCUAAGUAA
This is a messenger RNA of Ordospora pajunii, 1527 nucleotides long. RefSeq lists its product as uncharacterized. Gene Ontology annotation, molecular function: RNA binding; translation initiation factor binding; translation initiation factor activity. Gene Ontology annotation, cellular component: eukaryotic translation initiation factor 3 complex. The transcript has a single exon. The coding region runs from base 1 to 1527 and encodes 508 amino acids. Gene Ontology annotation, biological process: translational initiation. Lineage: Eukaryota; Fungi; Microsporidia; Ordosporidae. The record is from RefSeq and is a predicted model, not a curated record.